UGUACAUCGGAACGACCGCUCACACGCAAAUCAUGAAGGCACCACGUUUGAUUGACAGCACGACUGAUUUGAGAUGUAUCAUCUGCUUGUACAUACUAGUAGCAGCCACAACUGGAGAUCAGACAGAUAGCGUAACAUGCCGGGAUACAAGUGCGUCCUGUCGGAAGAUGAAUUGUGGUCAACCAGGUAUCGAUGAAAAUUGCAGGAGGACGUGCGGUCGCUGCAACUUAACGGAUUGUGCAGUAGGUAUGUACAGGAAUGGCGACUCUUGCACAGCAUGCCAGAGACAAAGUCAAGAUGACCAUGAUGAAUGUACAAGAACAUGUCCGGUAACUGGAAGAUGGGGAGAAGCAUGUGACAAACAAUGUGGGGAUUCAUGCCAGAGUCUGAGUUGCUAUCAGUGGUCAGGGGAGUGUGUUCAUGGUUGCACUGAGGGUAGAUAUGGAAGACUGUGUGACCUCAACUGUGAGCACUGUGUUCUCUGUGGAGACGGAGCCUCAAACUGUGCCCGUGGAGAUGGUUCUUGUAUCUGUGGAUGUAGGGAGCACUUCUAUGGAGUAAUAUGUGACAAUCAAUGUGAUAACAAUUGUCUUAAUACAUCAUGCAACAGCACAACAGGAGCAUGUACACAUGGAUGCAAUCAGGGAAUGUUUGGAAAGAAAUGCAAAUCAUCCUGCAGUAACAAAUGCCUAAAUGGUACAUGCUACCAGAAUGGAUCAUGUAUUGCGUGUGUAAAGGGACAUUAUGGUAAACAAUGCCGGGAGAAGUGUUCCAGGAACUGUGGUAGUGAGAUAUGUAGUAGAGAUGGGAGUUGCAGUCCCUGUAAACCAGGGUACUUCAAAACGCAGUGUCAGGAGAAAUGCAGCGACAAUUGUCUGAAUAGAACAUGCAGUCAGAACAACGGGACAUGUUAUUAUGGUUGUGUUUCCGACUGGCAUGGAGACACAUGUGCUGUUAAAUGUCCUGCGAACUGCGCUACUGACAAAUGUAGCAGAGACAACGGUUCGUGUGCAGAUGGAUGUAUAGAUGGUUCCUAUGGUCAACACUGUAACCUCACAUGCAGUAGCAAUUGCACAGACAUGGAAUGUACCACUAACGAACAAGCCCCGACUGUUGACAGCAAAAAUACCACCCAUGUUGUUUGGUCAGCGAUUCCUUGUAUUCUCAUCGCCAUUCUGCUGCUGGUUCUCACGUUAUUUGUCCGCAAAAGACGAACAGUACAGCAUUGCUUGAGAGGAAGACAAGGAUUACUUAACGAUUCUGCAAACAAUACAACAAAAAUGCAAUUGAUCUACCCAUCCAAUCAGCCUACUUCUGGAGGUAAUACGACCCCCGUUGACCAACUGAACAACAAUGGGAAAGAUGCCUCGUUAUCCACGGAUAUCAUAAAAGAGAGCAAUGGAACUUCCCUUCUACUAGCUCAAGCGCCAAGUCAUUCGGCACUGUCGCGGGAUGAUAGCAGAUCUGUAUUUGGUUUUGACCCUCACCCAUGUCACGUGACUGACACGUUACACCCAGACAGUGCGUGGUCAACGGAAGUGUCCGUCCUAAAUCUGAGCACCUAUGUUGAAAUUAUGAGGAGGACUGGUGGUUUCUCUGCACACUGUGCUGACCUUCCCCGUGGCAAGCUUGGGUCCUGUCAUGAAGCCGAAUUACCAGAAAAUGCUUUCAAAAACAGAUAUAGCAAUAUAUUACCCUAUGAUCAUUGCAGAGUCAAACUAACCCCUAUCCCCAACGCCCCUGGAUCCGACUACAUCAACGCUAGCUACAUAAACGGAUAUGGGGCGUCACAGGAGUUUGUAGCUACACAAGGACCUUAUGGAGACGUCAUACGAGACUUCUGGAGAAUGACGUGGGAAAUAGAUGCGAGUAAAAUAAUUAUGCUGACAAAUUGCGUAGAAAACAGAAAGGCUAAGUGUGAGAAGUACUGGCCCGACUUCGGCCAGCCAUGUUCCAACUACGACGAUGUCCAUGUUCAGUGUGUGGCCGAGGAGGAGAUGACGGACUACACAGUCAGGACGUUCUCUAUACACAGGGAGGCGGAGUUACCUAGGACACUGAAGCAGUACCACUUCACUGCAUGGCCAGACAAAGGAGUACCAGAGGAUGUCAGGGCGCUGGUGGACGUCUACAGACUGGCCAAGAACGCACCGUCGAUUGGAAAAGGCCCAACGGUCGUCCAUUGCAGUGCUGGCGUGGGCCGGACUGGGACGUGGAUCGCUCUGGACUAUUUGAUUGAACAAGCCAAGGCGGAAGGUGCGGUGGAUGUCUUUGCGUGCAUUGUUCAGCUCCGACAUCAGCGAAUGAAUGUAAUACAGACACAGGAUCAAUACAUAUUUCUCCAUGAGGCCCUGAUGGAGGCUCUCCAGUCAAGUGACAAGGAGGGACAAUACGACAGAAUGAGGUCCAGCUGUGUCGACAUCGGUAAUGGGGAUUGCGAAGUCUUGGAGGACAAACGCAGUUGACAAUGACGAAAUCCCACCAAUCUGCAUAACCCUGUCAUGGAUAUCGGGACACAAGCUUCAAGAGGGACAGAGUUAUGUUUAAUCCUUGCUUUACUAAAGAAUGUUACAUCAAUGUUAAUAGCAAUCAAUAGUCUAUAUAUGUUGUAUGAUGUGAUUCCUUGAAGCAAAUCAUAAUAUUAGUCGUUUUGCUGGUCUUUAUUUUCAUAGUAUUUUUCAAACAAAAGGAUGGAAUAUAUUCCCAAUCACUCCACUGUACAUUUGUUUCCCAGUUACCCCACGGUUGCUUUAUUGACCACCUCCCUAACUUUCAGUGGUCAAGACCAAUUGUGUUGUCCGAAUGUUUAUCCUAUACGUCAGCAACAGCUUGAUGUUCAGCUUCGAUAAAAAAAAAAUGUGAAUAUCGAGAGAGAACACUAUAUGACUUUAUUCUAAAUCGUAUCCUCGAUUACUCUCGUAUAAUACAGCUAACGCCCACUGAGGACGUGACUAGCCUGUUGUCAUAGACAUUUGUAUACGGGAGUCAUAUGGCAAGGGGAGUUGAGAAGAAAGAGGCUUAAGGCAAACUUAAUAUUUUAGAUUAAUUCAACCACUUUACCAUGAUGACAUUUAAACCCAGAUUUCAACAGUGAAUAGAUUACGUGACGUUUUAUGCAAGCAUUCGAAAAUAUUAAACGUAAAUACGCACAUAUAUCUGGAAAAAAAAGUUCACAAGAAAAUUAUUCUUAUUCAUAAACCACCUUGUGACAAAAUAUGGAUACGACAAAAAAAUUAUGUGUGAGUUUCGGUUUGAACAAGGGUCAUUUGUAUGUGUGCUCGACUGAGGGUAUUCUGCCCUAGUUUCAUAUCGUGGAUCUUCACCUCGGUCACCAACAUGUCAAUGUGACCCUCAGCAGGGUGACGGGAGUGUGUCAGUGGAAACUGAUCAUAUUGUACACAUAAUAACAGACCCGUUUAAAGUCAUCAAAAGAAGAAGAAAUUCUUUUGUUCAACCAGCAGUUUAUUGAUGUGAGGAGGCGUCUUCCGGGUAAAUGACAAGUUCAGGAUAUUUGCACUUAUUUAACGACGUGCUUGUGUGUGACUGAUCGUACCCGUCCGGACUUACAUGUAUGUCGGUUUCUUAGAAUAAGUAUACCAAAAGACGUUAAAAGAUGGUACUUGUUGUUACCCUGUCUGGCGCUCGGCAUUAAGGGGCUAAAACAAGGACUGGUCGGCUCGGAGUCAAUAUACUGUGUCUGAGUGGGGUAUUCAUGUUAAACUGCGGCAUAGUAUCUCAGUGUGCUAGCACUAUAAAUCGGCCGUCCGGACUUACAUGUAUGUCGGUUUCAUAGUGCUCGUACACUGAGAUACCAUGCCGCAGUUUAACAUAGAGACCCUACCCACACACUGCUUCUAAGCAGACCAGUCGUGGUUUAAUAUCCGUAAUGUCGAACACCAGUCAAAGUAACCACAAGGACAAUUAUUCAAUGCAGUUAGACCGGGAGAUCGAGCCACCGACUUUCCGCUCUCCGGGCUGAUGCUCUUUUCACCAAACCAGGAUGUUGUCAGCUGAGAUAGAUAUCAUAAUUGCGUUUUGUGUAUGGACUAUGUUUUGUUGAAAAUUAAAUGCAAGAACAAGUCUUGGUUGAUGCUGUGAAACAUACACGGUAUUGUUGCAUGCCCUUGAUAAAAAAUCAUUUUCUAUUUCCGGCUUGGCAUGCUUCCAAACCACAUAUGCUUUUCGAGAGGUUGUUUUGAUUUCAUAUAUAUAUGUAUAAAAUAUACAUAAAUUCCGGACACCGAUAUACCAAAAGGGUAAAUUGUAAACGAGUUCCCACCCUAGGCUACUUGAUGUGUCCUUUACGUGACACCAAGCAUUCAAACCUUUUCCACGUUUACCGAGUACAAAACUGUAAGAUCAUGAUAUAUAUUUCAGCUAAAUGACCUUAUUGCGAUCAAAUUCGACAAAUAGUAGAUCUUAUCUUCUUGGACACAUCCUAGAUUUGCUAAUUUGCAUCCCUAUUAAUGAUACAUCCGUCACACCUUCGACCGACUAACAUCCUUGAUACCUGAAACUGACUGUUCUACGCAUACCAGGAAUCAACUAACCUCAGAUCAGGAGCAGCGUAACCAAGUUACUACGCAUAUACAUGCAAUAUAAAGACAUCCUUUCUUAACGAAAUUGAAAUGUCACACAACCUCCCCAUUUGUUAUCAUUUAUAAACAUUUCUAUCGUAUAAUCAUUCGGUUCAUCCAAUGGAUUCUCUGUGUUCUCUGUAGUUUACCCUACAGUUUUGUAUACAGAAUGUGCUUCUUUCUUCUUUGCUCUCUGUACUAAUGUAUAUAAUUUUACAUUUACUUUUGUGUAGAAAGUUGUCUAGAAUCGCAAGUAAAACAUCCAACAACUGCCUGUGUAGCAGGUAUUAUCAUCAUUAUGAGGGAGCACAAGUGGCCCAGUCAUCUAAGGCGCUGCAAUUCGCUGUGCUGAGUUGCUUCCCUUCGAUCGGUGGGCCAGAAACCUAUAAUCGUUAGGACGGAUCAUAGAUUUGCCCUGUUAAUAAGUCAUGCUUUGUCAACCCCAAUAGAAUUAGAUAUAUGAUAUCUAACUUGAUAGUGUUGGUGCACUAAAUCACGACUGAUCAUAACGAAGCUGCUAACAAUUGAACAAUGUGUAAGAUAUUUGUCACUUCCACAUUUCAUAUAUCCUAAACUGUAUGUAAAUGUUAUGAUAAUACCACGGGGUCAAACCUUCUUUAGAAAAUUACAUAAAAGGGAAAUAACCUGGACCACAAUGGCUAAUAAUAUAAUAUACUGGAAAUAUAUCAGUGCUGUCAGUGAUGGACACAAUAUAUGACUUUGGUGAAGUGUAUUCAAGGGUGUAUGUUAAAGUAAAAUACCACGAUGAGGUCAAAAAGCGAAAUACGCUCAAACAAUAUCAUAAAUUUAUCAUAUUACAUAUACCUUGAAUUUGCCGUAUAUAAAAUAUAUGUAUAUGCAAAAUAGCAGAGAAAUGGAGAGAGAAAAUAAUUAAUACAGCUUUUAUUGUGCCAGUGUUCAGAUCAGAAUUCACAAAUGAAGUUUUAGACACCUUUGCUGAGAUGUUAUACCUUGGAGCCUUAGGCCUUUAGUUCAGAACAGAUGACGACGACUUACGGCGACUGACAACGCUCCACGACAUGACAUUCAAUAUGACUGUUCCAAAAAGUCAGGGGGUAUGUUUAAUAUUAUGACACGUUUUAGAGACACCAAUACAAGGGUCAUUUAUGAUAAAGUUUCAGUAACAUGGGACUUGCUGUUGCUAUGCGAUAGUGUAAAAUGUGAUAUUUAGACGGUUGUACGGGCGAUAGCCAGUAUACCUACUACUCAGGACAUAUUUCACUGUACAUGACGCAGCAUCCAUCAAACAGUAAGGUUCUUACAAGACCCGGUUCUAAUUUAGCACCGACCUUUACCAAACGCCGACGCUAAUGCCAUGGACAUGUUUAUACUCCCAAAUUCCCUUAGCUAUAAAGCGCCCUAUUAUAUUUCGUUUAACUUAAUUUGUAGUUAUACAACAUAAUCAUAGUGCGCAAAUGAAUUUUACAAAAAUUAGCAAAUGUAUUGAUUAAAAGUUGAUGUGAAAGAUAAAGUAUGGAGAAAUUACGGAAACAGUAAAGAGCAAAAUAGAUGUGAAACUCAUGUCUCCUUACCUCGUAAAAAUACAUUUUAGUCCAAUAUAGUACUUUUAGUGUUAAUGUAAAAUUGCGAACCGGAACAUGCGACCGAAACCAGGCAGAAUUAGAAAAGCAGAGGAUACAAUGUAAAUAGCGCGCGAGAGUUGAAGGCCUCGACAAAAAUCUCCCCUCGCGACCUCCCCCGACAGGGCUUGAAGGAUUGUAGUGAAGGAUUUGUUCGUUGUUUAAAGCCGCAUUGGUAAUGAGUACCAUGCUUGUACAUAUAAGAUUUCAGGGUAACAUCAUGUCAUUAUCGCUGUUCAAAAUUCAAAACUUUGUCACUUUAUACAUUGAAGGAGAGGGCGUAGGAAACAAACGUAUUCCACAUAUGGGUAGGGCUUACCCUUUUUGCGAGCAUCUGGUGCGAUCACUGAUUUUCACUGAUCCGUGUAUAUAUUUGUUACAACUGUUUAGCCCUUUAUGCCUAAUAUAAUCGGGGUUUUUUUCUGUAUAAACGAGACUGCUUAUUCUUUGGCCUUGUUGGUUUAUAUUUUAUUCUAUAAUUUUGCAGUGUUUUAAUUUUUUAAAGAAUGUUGUAACUGAAUUACAUUGUUUCUGUUUAGAUUCUGUUGAAGUUCAUGGCAUUGUGUUUUGACAUAGUGCUAGCUAAUGUUAGCAGUGGUGUGGAAGUUAUAUAUAUUUAUAUGCUUUUGGAAUCAAGUAUAAUCUUGAAUCUUGAAACAGGUAGACUCAUCUAGCACUGUAUUUAACAUUUUGGACGGUAUUUUGACUAUAUACUGUGGUCAAGAGCGUGCCUAUCUGAUAUCAGUUUACAUCAACACCAGCGGUUGUGUGAAGAUAUUUGAUUUCACCCUGGAUAUCCAGCCUAUUUUGAAAGCUUGACCACUGUUACUGCUAGGUGAAUAUUAUAACCAUAUGACUGCUAUUAUAUUUUAUACUGCCGCUGUAGUUCUUCUGCCAUUGGAUUUUGUACUGCCACUCUACUGUGUACUACCAAUGUAAUUGCUGUGCAGUACUUUGUAUUGAUUUGUACACCUAAUUAAUAUUACAAUACAAUUUUUAAUGGUA
Messenger RNA from Haliotis rufescens (red abalone), 7183 nucleotides. RefSeq names its product receptor-type tyrosine-protein phosphatase mu-like. Gene Ontology annotation, biological process: protein dephosphorylation. The record is from RefSeq and is a predicted model, not a curated record. Bases 33 to 2465 code for a protein of 810 amino acids. NCBI's taxonomy places the organism in Eukaryota, Metazoa, Mollusca, Gastropoda, Lepetellida, Haliotidae. The transcript is spliced from 16 exons. Gene Ontology annotation, molecular function: protein tyrosine phosphatase activity.